Messenger RNA from Ogataea angusta, 1092 nucleotides. RefSeq lists its product as uncharacterized. The record is from RefSeq and is a predicted model, not a curated record. The transcript has a single exon. The coding region runs from base 1 to 1092 and encodes 363 amino acids. Lineage: Eukaryota; Fungi; Ascomycota; Pichiomycetes; Pichiales; Pichiaceae.
AUGAAGGCUAUGAAGACCAAUUUACAUUUAAACUUGAACUUCUCGAGAAAGGACUCGAGUUCGGCAUCCCAGUCUGUCCCGACGCCAAACAGCAGCGUGACUGGAUUUAUGACUCCGGUCGACCAAGGCCAGUCGUUCUUGUUCCAGACGCCAGCAGUGGGUGUUAAACGGUCGGACUCUGUCAGCUCGCAAUACCCGGAGCUGUCUAAGGUGAACAGUUUCUCUUCCAUGACUUCAUCAUUUGACACGGCUGACAACAGCCCAGUGAACUUGCAAAACUACGAGUUCAGUCCUGUUUUCGAUGACGUUUUAAUUGGACUUUACCACUCAUACGCGAACAGACCAAACAUAACCCCUUUCAACAUCAACUUUCCUCCAUCUGGUAUCGUUUCGAAGAUUUCUAAGCAAAUGUACCAACGCUUGAUAAGCGACAGAACAUUACAAUUGGACAAAAGUCAAAAAACCACAGACGAUCUACUAACGGACUCUAACCAGGAGAUAUGUCUCUCUAUUAUCCGAAGACGAUUACUCGAUCUGUGCAGUGCUGCUGCCGCCGAGUCCGAGACUCUCACACGCUGCAGUUCUGUGUCUUCGACAUCCGGCCCACUUAUACCCCAACCAAGACCCUCCUGGCUUCACCAGAACCCGACCUUUUCUGCCACUCGACUCUCCUCUACCGACUCCCUUGUUGACUCUGUUCAGAUCACGCCUCAGCAAGUGCCGCCGCUCCAGAUGCCUUAUAGAGACUCCCAGACCGAUAUUUCGAUGAUCACUCCGCCGCAGUCCAGGGCUGGCUAUUCCCCUGCAUCAACAAAACCAAAACUUAGUAUCGAUCACUUUUCCUUCGAAAACACCGCCAAGUUGCAAAGCCCAUUCACGGAGACACAGUUCCAUUUUGGCCCAUCUACGCAGUCUCCAUCGAACCCCGUGUUCCCCAAGAGACCACAAAAGUCUAACUCGCUCAGCUCGCUAUUCUCUGGACCUGGCACACCGACAGGAGCGGCAAUGCCUGAACUUGAGGUCGAUCCUCUCUACAACGUCACAGCACAGCGGAAGAGAGAUAGUCUUAAGCUCAAGAGAAACAUGAAGUAA